Molecule: messenger RNA, 954 nt
Organism: Motacilla alba alba
Lineage: Eukaryota; Metazoa; Chordata; Aves; Passeriformes; Motacillidae
Product: PHD finger protein 7-like
Cellular component (GO): nucleus
Source: RefSeq, a predicted model, not a curated record
AUGGAAACUUCAGUGUCCUCUGGCUGUUCCUCCACUGAUUCUGGGAAGGAAGAAGCCGAGAGAGAGGACAAACACCUGUCUGCCUGGCAGCAUUCCUUGUCCGGGACUCACAGCCGCCAGCCGCCAUGUGUGACAGGAAGCAGGAGGGCCCUGGUGCCAGGGAGCCAGUGGGGCUCAGCUGGGCCAGGGGGCAGGUCCUGGGACGGCCGUGCCCGCAACGGCCCCCGCUCGGCAAGGCCUCCAGCCCUGCCCAUCAGCCAGGCGGGGACAGAGCAGCCCUUGGGGGCGAAGCUGCUGCCGGCUAAGAGCCCCGCAGAGGUGCUCAUGCCCGCUGCCAUUGGCUCUGUCCCUGCAGCAUGCGUGCUGUGUCGCCGUGCAGAGGCUGACCCGGACAUCUGUGGUGACAAACUGGAGAAGUGUGGGCUCUGUGCCCACUUUUUCUGCAUGUUUUUCUCCACUCUUCUAUUUCGCCAUGAGAGCAAUCGUGUGGGACAUGGCUUUCUCCCGCGAGACAUCCAAAUUGCCGUCUCGCGGGCGGCACACCAGCACUGCUGCAUCUGCGGCCAGAGCGGGGCAACCAUCAUGUGCUGCAAGGAGGACUGCGGGAGAUGGUUCCACCUGCCCUGUGCCAUGGAGGGCGGCUGUGUCAAUAUAUACAUUAGUCCAUACAGCUCCUUCUGCCCUGAGCACCGUCCAGAGCAGGAUGUGGAGGCGACUCCAGAGCCGGGCACCGAUUGCCUCAUCUGCAUGGAGCCUGUGGAGGAUAGAAAGACCUUCACAACCCUGGUGUGCCCAACGUGCAGAAGGGCCUGGUUCCACAGGGACUGCAUCCAGGGACAGGCCAUGCACGCUGGCCUCUUAUGCCUCCAGUGCCCCCUGUGCAGAGCAGGCCAGGAAUUCAUUGUUGAAAUGCUCGUCUUGGGGAUCCGAAUUCCCAUCAGCCGCCAGGGAUGA